UUAGGCCACAUCCACAGAUUUCCGACAGGGUGGUACUGUUUGUGUUCCUGUUUGAAUAGGCAGACAUGAGCAGAUGAUGACAUCUAUUGGAGGAUUUCUUAACUUCUUUGCUUUAACAAAGAAAAGAAAAUAAGAGUAAUAACUGUCAACAGAGGCAUGCCUGCAAGUCUGUCUAGGACAAAAGCAAAAGAAGACAGAAGAGAGAGCAGGGGAAGUCUGGCCAAAGAGAUCGGCCUCUUCCUGCCUGACUAUCAGCUCAGGAAGUUGAGGGGAGGGCUGACAGAGAAGCAAAUUUUCCCUUUGCCUUUCCCCUUAUUCAGCCCUGCUCCGAUUCCACAGCAGGAAGAAAGGGGUGGGGGGCAACGGGAAGGCGGGGUUCUUGAUGGAGCAGAAAGAGAGAGAGUGACAGAGAGCAGCCGAACAAUCAAUCUGUGGAAAUAUGAUGGAACCCAGCGUCGUUUGCAAGGAGACAAGCCACGCAAGCCCUGGGACAGGAUCACUUGACACUAUAUCCACCACCCCCCCUGCCUCUGUCCUUCCAUCUCCUCCCACCUCUGCGCCCUCCUUGCCCUCCUCCAAUCCUCCGAUCCGGCCAUGUCGACCAAAACCCCCCCCUCCCUUGGUGAAGUCCUCCUCAUCCCCCCUGUGUGCUCCCGCACCUGUGUCCACUCUUCCUACCCUCCCUCCCCAUCUACCUCCUAUCUCAAAGCUGAAACCUUCUUCCGCCCUCUCCAUUCCUCCCCCUUCCACCGUUGCUCCCCCUGUCCCCCACUUCCCUCCUCCCUUGUCUCUUCCUCCCCCCCUCUCUCCUACUCUAGUCUCUCCUGCUCCGCUGGCUUCUCUAAAGCCAACUGUCUCCUCUGAUCUUACUCCAUCCUUAACUCCUCUUCCCACUGCUUCAUUGCCAGCGAUCUCACCCCCCUCUUCCUCAUCAUCUCUUCCUCCUCCUCCUCCUCCUCCAAACCCUGUCAUCCCACCAUCACCUCCAGCUCCUCUAUUACUAAAUCCUAUAGAUCGGCUGCUUGCAAGCAUUUCCGUAUGGCAGCCAAAGGGACUCAGCCAAGACCAAACAACGAGUAUAUUGGAGAAAGAGAUGGCUGGGGCCUUCCUGCUUCACGGCACACAGGACGAGGUCACAGCGCUGUCAGUGCGCCUGCCUGAUGAAGAGGGGGCGUCGCCCGUACACAAUCUGAUGGUCAAAAAACACAAGACAUAUCUUCACUUGGAUGGCUCCUCUUUGGUCUUUGAUGACAUCUUCAAAUUGAUCUUGUUCUACAUUGCCAGCAGGGACAUUCUGGCCAUCCCAUUGAGGUUACCCCACGCUAUUACCACGGCAUCUCAGAGAGAAGAGUUGGAGGUCAUCUCUGCAAUGGGUGCAGAUUUCUGGAUGUCCGAUCUCAACCAGCCGGCGAAGGACCGGGACCUGGCUUUGGAUCAGACCCUUGACAGUCUGUACUUGAAAGUUAACCCAGUCACUGUGGAGGAGAGUGACCUCAAAGACCUAACCCCCCCCCAGCCUCACAAAGUCAGCACUCAAACACCUCCCUCCUCCAUGCAGAAUGGAGAAGUCCCACAGAACAUCAGUACAGAAGUCAAAGGUCAGGCCCAAACCACGACCACCCAGGACAUUAAAUACAAACGCCCUCCACCACGACCCCCGAGCCUGAGCUCAGGGUCAGGGAUGGGCCUCCUCUUUUCCUCCCCCCCCUCGCUUCACACUUCACCAUCACCAGCUGAGAGAAAAGAGGAAGGAAAGGGCGGAGCAAGCAAGAGAGAAGAGAGGAAGUCAAUGUCCACAUCACUCACUCCAUCGAGGCCUCCUGUUCCCCCACAGAGCCGUAGCGCUCCCCCGCUGCCUCCCGCUCCUCUCCGCCGCACCUCCUCCAAGAGAAGCACUAACACAGAGGAGGGAGAGGGGACGGAGAGAGAGAAGGGACAAAAUCCUGCAUUGAAAACUGAGCAAGAGGUGGGAGAAGAGGGAGGGGAUGACAAAACGGGAAGUAAACCAGGUCAGAUGGAUGAGGGGGUUGAACAACAGAACGGUAGCCAGUGUCAAGAGAAUGAGGUAACGGAUGGCCGAGAAAAGGGAGAGAGAGAAGAGAAGGAGGAAAAGGAGGAGAAAAUGGAAAAAGCAGAGCAUGAACAAAAAUCCAGCCCCCACAGUGCGCCAUUAAUGAAAAAGCCGUCCCGUCCAGUCCCUCCACCCCGGAGGAAACCGUCUUCCCCAGAUGCACCUGUGUGCCCCAAACAGGCAGGGGGAGGAUCGGCCAAUCAGACUGCUGGGAUCAGAGGGCCCCCUCCCUCACCGGCGAGGCGUCCCGACGUGUCUCUGUACUCGCCACAGGGGGGUAGUGUGCUGGUGACCGAUCCCGACUCCCGCUCUACCAGCAGCACGGAGGAAGAGGGAGAGCCCAACCAGGAACAGGAGCAGAGCCCCAAUCGCUCUGCAGAGAGCCGCAGCCCCAAAGCAGCAGGGAGGAGAACCCCCACCACGGUAAUGUUGGGCCGAGCCCGCUACCGCCUGUCCACCGUCCUCACAGGCCUCAUCAGCCACGACCGCCGCCUCACACAGCGCCUCGUGGAGCUGGCCAGGGACCCUCUGAGCUACUUCGGUAACCUGGUAAAAGAGCACCGCAUGUUCACCUUGGAGACCAUGUCGAAGCACUCAUCCUCCACGGAGCUGUUACAAGAGAUCAGACAGAUGAUGACUCAGCUGAAGAGUUACCUGUUGCAGAGCACAGAGCUGCAGGCCAUGCUGGAGCCACAGCAUCAGUACACAGAAGACAAACUGGAGAGCCUAGCAGAAGCCGCUCUAUGUAAGAGCGUACUGAAGCCACUGAGGGAGCCGAUUUACGAGUGUCUCAAGAAGCUGCACACCAACGACGGCAGCAUGAAGCAGCUGGCCCAGAACCAGUCUGGCGUCCUGGGCAGCACCACCACGGCGUUGGGGAUAACCACUGCCGUCCCUGAGGCCUCAUCUUUGGAGAAGAUCAACAUCAAGCUGAACAACCUCCAUCUGGAGUACUCUCCCCAGAAAAAGAUUGAGCUCAUGUUGAAGGCCUGCAAGCUCAUCUACGACUCCAUGUCUGUCAGCAGUCCAGGGCGGGCCCAUGGCGCUGACGACUUCCUGCCUGUAAUGAUGUAUGUCCUGGCCAGAUCCAAUCUGUCCAGCCUGCAGCUGGACGUUGAAUACAUGAUGGAACUGAUGGACCCAUCGUUGGCACUAGGAGAAGGUUCCUAUUAUCUGACCACCACCUUCGGCGCCCUGGAGCACAUCAAGACUUUUGACCAGCAGAGGUCAGCAACACGGCAGCUCAGCAGAGAGGUUCAGGACUCCAUCCACCGCUGGGAGAGACGACGCACGCUGAACCAGGAACGCAUGGUCCAAGGAUCUGUGCGGGACUUUCUGACAGUGUGCUGUCCCGAGAUUGGAGCCAGUCCAAAAACUCUGGGUGUCCUCCCAACCACCACAAUGCAGCAGCUAGCUGAGCAGUGUGCUGCACGCUUUGAACAAGACUCCUACAUGCUCAGUGUGUACAUGGAUGGCGUCCACCAGCCAAUGGCUCCCACCGAGCUGGCCCUCACGGUGAAGAACAGCUCCCAGCCCGGAGCCUACUGCCUCGUCUUUCACCCUAUCGACCAACCCGUUGAGCAGCGCCAGCCGGGACGCAGCUGCCCCGCUGACCCGCCUCCAGCUCCCCCUGCAGGGAGCGCGCCCUCAGCGGACUUUGCAGCUGCGGACAGCGUGGAGCCGGAGGGGAAAGAGGAGGAGAGUCUGAUUAGCUUGUAGCCGCACCGGCAUUACAGCGGCAUCGCUAUGGUAACUAGAACACGGUGGCGACGGCUUUACCGUGGACAGUGUCGUAUCUCAGGUCUCACUUGAAAUGGUGGUCGUGUAGCUGAAAGGAAGGCGUGCAGGAUAUCACACAUCACUGCGUGAACCACUUAGUGUGACUGAAAUGACACAAAUACAACAGAGAUCAGCAAUUUUACAUCUAUAUGUUGUUUGUUCAUUUCUGAUGGAAAAUUGCAUUCCAAAACAUAUAUUAAGCAUCAUGAAGUUUCAUUCUACAUGUGUCUUUAUACUGAUACAGACUUCAUUGUAAAUAAACUUGCUUUUACAGUUUGCCAA
Messenger RNA from Pungitius pungitius (ninespine stickleback), 4132 nucleotides. RefSeq names its product Ras and Rab interactor 3 (gene rin3). The record is from RefSeq and is a predicted model, not a curated record. Gene Ontology annotation, biological process: vesicle-mediated transport. The coding region runs from base 440 to 3790 and encodes 1116 amino acids. The transcript is spliced from 14 exons. Gene Ontology annotation, molecular function: guanyl-nucleotide exchange factor activity; small GTPase binding. Lineage: Eukaryota; Metazoa; Chordata; Actinopteri; Perciformes; Gasterosteidae. Gene Ontology annotation, cellular component: endocytic vesicle; cytosol.